Molecule: messenger RNA, 507 nt
Organism: Mauremys reevesii (Reeves's turtle)
Lineage: Eukaryota; Metazoa; Chordata; Testudines; Geoemydidae
Product: centromere protein F-like
Exons: 5
Coding region: 49-507 (152 amino acids)
Biological process (GO): regulation of G2/M transition of mitotic cell cycle; mitotic cell cycle; metaphase chromosome alignment
Cellular component (GO): nucleus; chromosome, centromeric region; spindle pole
Molecular function (GO): dynein complex binding; microtubule binding
Source: RefSeq, a predicted model, not a curated record
CAAAUUGUAAAUACAAAUGAUGGGAUGUAGCCUUACCAGAUUAAGGAAAUGGAGGAAAAAAACCUUCUUCGCUGCCAGUCUGAUCAAAAAUCUCAAGAAAUCCAUCAGCUGCAAGAAGAACUGAAAACAGCUAAACAGUUUCUGAAGGAGACCCAGAAUUAUGCGGAAGAGAUGAAAAAGAAGAGUUUGUCUCAGGAAAUACAAUUAGAAAAGAAAGAAGCUGAGAUUCGGGAUUUAGAGGGGAAAAAUCAAGAUUUGACUGAGGAACUUGAGAAAGUGCAGUCAGAGUUGCAACUUAAACAAGCUGAGAUCGCUCAUCUCCAAAAUCUAUCUGCAGCCGAGUUGGCUUGUUUAAAAAAGGAAAUAGUAAACAUCAAGGCAGAGCAAAAGAAACUUCAAGAGCAACUUAACAACUCGCUUCAAGAAAAUGAGCAACUGAGCAAGGAACACACCUCACUUGGUGAAGAGCAUACCUGGAAGACAAGAUGCCCCCAGGGUUAUGGUUGA